AUGUUUAGACUUAACGGAAAUAAUAUGCAUAAAUUGCUUAAAAUUUUAAAUAUCAUCUCAUUUGUGGUGUUGAUGUCUAUAAUACUUGUAUUGAUUAACGAUAAGAAUCAACAGUUAUUUAUAUUACAAACCGAUGGCAUUAACGAUAAUCUCGAUGACUAUAAUGAAUAUAUGAAACCUAACAAAAGUGACCUAGACAUUCCGCAACAUACUGCUAUAAAUAGUAUGCUACAACGACCCAGGUUAUUAUGUAUGGUGACUACAACCCCUGAUUAUCAUGACACGAAAGCAAUCGCUGUAAACGAGACGUGGGGUAAAAGAUGUGACACUUUAUUGUAUGUGAGUUCCCAGACCUACGAGGGCCUGGAUGUAAUCAAAAGCAAUUGCAGUAUAGAGAAUCACGACUACCUAUGGUGUAAGAAUCGUGAGGGUCUCGUUGAGGCCCACCGGCGCUAUAACGGGUCGUAUGACUGGCUUUUUAAGGCCGACGACGACACGUAUGUUGUGAUCGAAAACUUAAUACAUUUAGUGUCCGGACAUAACCCGUCGGAAGCCAUUUGGUUUGGACAGGCAUUUCACGAACCAAUAAGAAAUAUUACCUUUUUCACCGGGGGUCCAGGAUAUAUUUUUAGCGCCGAAGCCGUGAACCGAUUGGUGACAUCGUUUGAGACCAAAAGAAAAUACUGCGAUAUAAGCGAGGAAAAGGGCCCUGAUGAUGUCUAUUUUGCAGCUUGUCUGGAGGGGAGUGGGACAGUGAUGGGCGAUGAUAGGGACUCGUUGGGUGAGCCCAGGUUUUUUCACUUCGCACCGGACGCUUGGCUCAAUCCCCACGAUACUGUCUAUCACAAAAAGGCCUGGCUUAAGAAUUAUGCCACUUAUAAUUAUUCAGCCGGUAUGCAGUGUUGUAGCUCAAGCACAGUAUCGUUUCAUUACGUAACCCCUGAUUACAUGUAUGUCUUGGAGUUUUUGUUAUAUAAACUUAAAGUACAAGGAAUUAAUUGA
Molecule: messenger RNA, 1002 nt
Organism: Oppiella nova
Lineage: Eukaryota; Metazoa; Arthropoda; Arachnida; Sarcoptiformes; Oppiidae
Source: the annotation of a GenBank genome assembly